Messenger RNA from Photinus pyralis (common eastern firefly), 1736 nucleotides. Its product is annotated as ATPase WRNIP1-like. Gene Ontology annotation, molecular function: ATP binding; enzyme activator activity; single-stranded DNA helicase activity. The transcript is spliced from 4 exons. Gene Ontology annotation, biological process: regulation of DNA repair; DNA-templated DNA replication. Lineage: Eukaryota; Metazoa; Arthropoda; Insecta; Coleoptera; Lampyridae. Bases 228 to 1667 code for a protein of 479 amino acids. Gene Ontology annotation, cellular component: nucleus. The record is from RefSeq and is a predicted model, not a curated record.
CUUCGACCACAACACGAAAUGGACCAAUCAGAAGCCCGCAGAACCGAAGUUGCACGUGUGCCGGUGGUAUGGGUAACUUGGUGUAGCUCUCUUUGUCUCACUCGCUUGUAAAAUGAGUUCGUCCUGCUCGCACGCCAGCAUGUAAGAAAAAAUGGUGACGUUUAUCCAAAAUUUGAAAUUUUCGAGGUUAUGUAGUGUCAACAUAAACAAAACUGCUCAUUUUUGCAAUGGAAACUUGUCCUAUUUGCUUCAAAGAUUUUCAACUUACCGAACUGGAAAGCCAUGUCAACAAAUGUAUAUUCCUGAAUUCAUCGGACGCAAAUGGUAACCCAAAAAAGAAGCGGUCCAUAUCGCCUCCUGCUUCCACGUUUCCUUCUCAAAGCUCAUCUUCAGCAUCACCCGUUAAGAAGCAAAGAAAUCGCUCCCCAAACGUAGACAAAGCGAUGUCCUUCGUAACACCUUUAGCGAAACAGGUGCAGCCGCGAUCCUUGGACGAUUUCUUCGGACAAAAUCAUGUCCUGGGAAAAGACACGGUACUGCGAUCGCUUCUGGCAAAACGGGAAAUCCCAAACAUGAUCCUGUGGGGACCGCCCGGUUGCGGGAAAACCUCACUGGCCAACGUCGUUCAGGAGAUCUGUAAGGAGAAUCCGUCGAAGUUUCGCUACGUCGGAAUGUGCGCGGCCAACUGUGGAGUGAAAGAGGUGCAGGCCAUAGUGACUGCGGCAAAAGGCGAUUUAAAAUUCGGCCGCCGAACCGUGCUGUUUAUGGACGAAAUACAUCGGUUUAAUAAACGGCAGCAAGAUACGUUUUUGCUGCACGUGGAAAAGGGUGAAAUUACUCUGUUGGGUGCUACAACUGAGAAUCCUUCGUUUAGUAUUAACAACGCUUUGCUUAGUCGUUGUCGGGUGAUAGUUAUGGAAAAGUUAGAAAGUGUGGAUUUAGUUUCAAUACUCGAGAAUGCAGCUGGACGGUUGGGGAUUCGAAUUGUGCAAAAUGGAGCUGAAUGUGAAGGGAUUAACAUUGAGAAAUCCGCUCUUGAGUGGCUAGCCGACACAAGUGAUGGGGAUGCCAGGAUAGCUUUGAGCAAUUUACAACUCGUUUUACAACAUAAUACUGAUGAGAAUGUACUUGUAACUGUCGAUAUGAUAAAAGAUGGAAUUAAGAAGUCACACAUGCUGUAUGACCGUAAAGGCGAGGAGCACUACAACAUAAUCUCUGCAAUGCAUAAAUCAAUACGGGGAUCCGACGAUAACGCCGCCUUAUAUUGGACAACGAGAAUGAUAGUCAGCGGCGAAGAUCCCCUCUUUAUCGCCCGCCGGCUGGUGCGCGCCGCCAGCGAAGAUAUCGGCAAUGCAGAUCCUCGUGCGUUACAGCUAGCAGUGAGCACAAUGCAAGGUUGCCAAUUGCUAGGCAUGCCCGAGGCGGACGUAUUGCUGGCACAGUGCGCGAUUUAUUUGGCGCGCGCGCCCAAAUCGAGAGAGGCGGAUUCUGCACUGGCAGGAGCCAAGCAGCUUAUCGCGAACUGUAAGGGGCCGCAACCGAGUGUACCGAUGCAUUUACGGAAUGCUCCGACAAAGUUAAUGCAAGAUCUAGGUUAUGGGAAAUUAGAGCUAGGCAAGAAAAGGACUUAUAUGCCCGCAGGAUUGGAAAAUGCCAAUUUUUUUUAAAGAAAUUUAUAGUAGGCGAGAUUUAUAGUUUCGUCAUUUUAAGUUAAGCUAUUAUUUUUAUAGAUUGGA